AUGGUGUUAAUAGAUAUAAUAUUCAAUUAUGGUGGUGAUUGGGUUACACAGCCUGAGGUCUUAUACACAAAGAAACUGGUGCACACUUGGACAGGUUAUGACUCAGACUUACUUUCAUAUAUAGACAUAGUGAAUGAAUAUAUAAAUGAGCUAGGGUUUGUAGGGGUUCAGCAGCUUAUUGUUGCUUGUCCUUCUGGCAAAUUUUAUGCGAUUGAUGGGGAUGUUGGGAUUAGAAAAUUACUUAGCUUGAUAUGUGAUGAAUAUAAUGUUGUUAACAUUUAUGCUGUGGAUGAAUGUGAGCCCCCUAUUCAUGGUAUCCCUGAUAUUGUACACCAUAAAGAAUCAUACACCCACGAGGAUGAGGCUGGUACUGACUGUAGCUUAAGUGACUUAGAAUCUGAUUCUAGAGCUGAAUCAGAAGGUUAUGAUUCUGAAGAAUUGGAAACUUCGAAAGUACAAAAAAAGAGGGAGAUAACUGAAGAACUUAAUGAGUACAAAGAGUUGUAUAAGGGUAUGAGCUUUAAGGACAUACCAGAAGCUAGGAAGUGUAUGAAGUUGUAUGCUUUGGCAAACAAGAAAAAAUUAGAGUUAUUGAAGAGUGACAAAAUAAGGCUUAGGUAUAAAUGUGAUAUAUUUGGUUGUCCCUUUUUGUGUUUGAUAUCCAAAGAGAGGAAUGGUGGGGUUAAGAUCAAGACCUUAAAUGCAGAACAUAGUUGUGGUGUUGCUUUUGAUAACAAUACUGUUGAUUUCAGUACUAUUGCACAGUAUUUCAAGCUUAAAUUACAAGAUAAUCCUAAGUAUAAGGUAAAGGAGAUGAUGGCAGAUUUGAAGAGGGUUUUUGAACUAAAUAUUAGUCAUGGAAAGUGUAAGAGAGCAAAGAGAAUGGUCUUGGAAAGCUUAGAUGGUAGUUUCAGUGAUGAGUAUAACAAACUUGAAGCUUAUGCAACUGAAUUGAGAGAUAGUAAUCCAGGCAGUGAUGUGGUUAUAAACCUUUCAAAGAAUGCACUUGAAGAAGGGAGAAGAAGAUUCUUAAGGAUGUAUAUCUGCUUUCAAGCUUUAAAGAUGGGUUUCAAGCUAGGGUUGAGACCUUUUAUUGGUCUAGAUGGAAAUUUCUUAAAGGGGAAAGCUAAGGGCCAACUACUAGUGGCUGUUGGACAAGAUUCACAGAACCAUUUCUAUCCUUUGGCUUGGGCAGUUGUUGACAAAGAGACAAAGAAUACAUGGAAUUGGUUCUUGCAGUUGCUUCAACAUUCUCUAGACCUCAAGGAUGGGGAAGGAAUUACCUUCAUGUCAGACAUGCAAAAGGGAUUAAUUGAUGCUGUUAGAACUGUCCUUCCUCAAUCACACCAUACAUAUUGUGUUAGACAUAUUGAGGCCAACUGGUGCAAGAUAUACAAUACUGGUGAAAGCAAAAAAUUACUUUGGUGGUGUGCAUGGUCUACUUAUGAGGAGGAAUUCAAGGAUCAUUUGAAGAACUUAGGGGAGUUGAACAAGGAUGCAGCAGCUGGUUUGUUGAAGUACCCUCCUCAGACUUGGUGCAGAGCUUACCUGGACACAGUGUGCAAGAAUCAGUCAGUUGAUAACAACUUGACUGAAUCCUUCAACAAGUGGAUUUUGGAAGCAAGGCAUAAGCCAAUAAUAAAGAUGUUGGAGGACAUUAGAAUCAAAGUGAUGAACAUGUUAAGAGAACAUGAAGAUGAAGUGAGGGGUUGGAGACAUGACUUUAGUCCAAAAAGCAUGGAGUUGUACAGUGAGUACAUGCAAAUUGCUCAAUCAGCUUGUAGAGUUAAUGCAAAUGGAGAAAAUGGCUAUGAAGUGUCAGAAGGUGGUGAUAAGCAUUGUGUGAAUAUGGCUGUGAAGAAGUGCACUUGUAGGUAG
Molecule: messenger RNA, 1878 nt
Organism: Nicotiana attenuata
Lineage: Eukaryota; Viridiplantae; Streptophyta; Magnoliopsida; Solanales; Solanaceae
Exons: 2
Coding region: 1-1878 (625 amino acids)
Source: RefSeq, a predicted model, not a curated record